Messenger RNA from Armigeres subalbatus, 1341 nucleotides. RefSeq lists its product as uncharacterized. The transcript has 2 exons. NCBI's taxonomy places the organism in Eukaryota, Metazoa, Arthropoda, Insecta, Diptera, Culicidae. The coding region runs from base 1 to 1341 and encodes 446 amino acids. The record is from RefSeq and is a predicted model, not a curated record.
AUGGAACACAAGGGGUAUAGAUUUGUGGAUCCUGCGACAGCUACAAUCACAAUCAGCCGAGAUGCCCGUUUUGUUGAACUCGGGAACGGAACAUCAUCGGUGGACUUCCCUGUGCAUAUUGAUCAGGACGAAUCUGGGGAAACAGAAUUGCAGCCGCUUGAGAAGGAAUUCAAUGAUGGAGAAACUGAUGAUGACACCAAUGAUCUGUAUUUUGAUGCACCAGAAGAUGAAACUGCUAGAGGGGAUGAUGUUCGAAGAUCAAAAAGAGCCAACAAAGGUGUGAAUCCUCAGCACCUUGAAGACUACGUCGUCGGAAUAGCAGCAUGUGCGGUGCAAGAACCACUAAGCUACAGGGAUACUGUGAAGAGUAAAGAAUGGCGUGAUGCAAUGGAAGAAGAGCUAGGCUCUCACAAACGGAACGGAACCUGGGAAUUGGUACCAUUGCCUGAAGGUCGAAAAGUAUCGUCCACAGCGGAACAGUGUUUAUACGUUAAAGAAGAGAAUGGAAACAAAGUGUUUUUGCUUGUUUACGUGGAUGAUAUGUUGUUGGCUGCAUCCACAGUACUGGAAGUGAAGAAGAUCAUAAACAAUUUGUGCAAAGAGUUCGAAUUGACUGAUCUCGGCGAAGUUCGCCAUUUUUUGGGACUAGAAGUGCUACAUGAAGAAGAGUGUUACAAAAUCCGGUUGAAGAGCUAUAUUGAGCAGCUAAUUGUGAAGAACGGGAUGGGUGAAGCUAAAGUGUCUAGAUCGCCGAUGGACGCGGGAUUUCUGAAAGUUGAAGUAAAGUGUGAAAAGCUGAAUGAUCCGACCAAGUAUAGAAGUCUUGUUGGAGGGUUAUUGUACGUAUCGGUUAUUGCUCGUCCGGAUAUUGCCGUAUCUACGUCUAUUCUUGGAAGAAGAUUUUCGGACCCAAACGAAGCAGAUUGGACCGCCGCCAAACGUGUUUUGCGGUAUUUGAAGGCAACAAAGGAUUAUUGUUUGCGUUUGGGCGGACUUACUGACGAAGGAUUAGUCGGAUACUCUGACGCCGAUUGGGCGGGCGAUCCUGCCAGUAGAAGGUCAACAUUAGGAGCUGCUUUCUAUUACCACGGUGGUCUGAUCUCAUGGGCCAGUCGCCGGCAGCAAUGUGUUACGCUAUCAUCGAUGGAGGCAGAAUAUGUUGCGUUGUCGGAGGCCUGCCAAGAAACUAUAUGGUUGCGACAAUUAUUAUUCGAUUUUGGUGAACCGCUUGAAGCUCCAGCGAUAUUGAAGGAAGAUAAUCAAGGUUGCUUGGCUUUCGUUAAGACAGAGCGAACGAAUAGACGAUCGAAGCACAUUAGUACGAAGGAAAAGUUCAUCUAG